AUGUCAAAUCUCCUUCAAUCAAUCUCUAAAUACGCCGUACCGGUUGGAAUCGCCGCUUCAUUCGCUCAGGCUUCCAUCUAUGAUGUGAAAGGGGGCUCUCGUGCGGUAAUUUUUGAUCGAAUUUCAGGUGUCAAAGAUACUGUUAUAAGUGAAGGGACGCACUUCUUAAUACCAUGGUUACAGAAGAGCAUAAUUUAUGAUAUACGCACAAAACCUCGCAAUAUUUCGACUACAACAGGGAGUAAGGAUUUACAAAUGGUCAGUUUGACUCUCAGAGUUCUACACAGACCUGAAAUAGAAAAGCUACCCAAAAUCUACCAGAACCUUGGACAGGAUUACGAUGAGCGAGUCCUACCUUCAAUUGGAAACGAGGUUUUGAAGGCUAUUGUCGCCCAAUUCGAUGCUGCCGAACUUAUAACCCAACGAGAAGCAGUUAGUAAUAGGAUUAGAUCCGACUUGCUCAAGAGAGCUCAAGAGUUCAAUAUAGCCCUAGAAGAUGUUUCGAUUACACACAUGACUUUUGGAAAAGAAUUCACUAAAGCUGUUGAGCAAAAACAAAUCGCUCAACAGGAUGCCGAAAGAGCACGAUUCAUAGUCGAGAAGGCAGAACAAGAGCGUCAAGCAAAUGUAAUUCGUGCUGAAGGAGAAGCUGAAUCAGCUGAAACAAUUUCAAAAGCUGUAGCAAAAGCAGGUGAUGGAUUGAUAAUGAUCAGAAGGAUUGAGGCCAGCAGGGAAAUUGCACAGACUCUUGCUGGAAAUCCAAACGUUACUUACCUUCCGGGCAGUAGUGAGCCAGGAAAGGAUGGAGGAAAAUUUUUGCUAGGAUUAAGAUAA
Blumeria graminis f. sp. triticale is the source of this 834-nucleotide messenger RNA. Lineage: Eukaryota; Fungi; Ascomycota; Leotiomycetes; Helotiales; Erysiphaceae. The record is from the annotation of a GenBank genome assembly.